Messenger RNA from Spea bombifrons (plains spadefoot toad), 2055 nucleotides. It is a transcript of the gene TAPT1, whose product is annotated as transmembrane anterior posterior transformation 1. Gene Ontology annotation, biological process: positive regulation of cilium assembly; maintenance of protein localization in endoplasmic reticulum. The coding region runs from base 46 to 1692 and encodes 548 amino acids. Gene Ontology annotation, cellular component: ciliary basal body; endoplasmic reticulum membrane. The transcript has 14 exons. The record is from RefSeq and is a predicted model, not a curated record. Lineage: Eukaryota; Metazoa; Chordata; Amphibia; Anura; Pelobatidae.
UGUUUGGUGAGACUCUGUCGGUGCUGGCAGCCGCCGUGGCUGGGGAUGGCGGACGCGACGGGGGCUUUGAGCGGGGAAGACAAGGAGGAGGAUGGGGGGAGGAAGUCGGCAGCGUCUAGGCCCGCGGAGACGCUUGGUUUUUACGAGAGUGAUGGGAGUCGGCUAGAAAGGAAGAAGCGGACUCUGUCAGAUCUUUCCUUGUUGAGGUUCAUCAGCGCCGAGCUGACGAGAGGUUAUUUUCUUGAACACAAUGAAGCCAAAUACAAAGAGAGAAGAGAGCGUGUGUACACCUGCUUGCGGAUACCCAGAGAGCUGGAAAAGUUGAUGCUUUUUGGGUUCUUCCUGUGCUUGGAUGCGUUUUUGUAUGUCUUCACGCUACUCCCCCUGAGGGUUCUCCUGGCUGUGGUUAGGUUCGCUACUCUGCCUUGUUGUGGGUUAAGCAAUGGGCGUCUGUUGCAGCCUGCGCAAGUAUGUGACGUUUUGAAGGGCGUCAUCAUGGUCAUCUGCUAUUUCAUGAUGCACUAUGUCGACUACUCUAUGAUGUACCACCUGAUACGAGGCCAAUCUGUCAUAAAGCUUUAUAUAAUUUACAAUAUGCUGGAGGUAGCAGACCGUCUCUUUUCAUCUUUUGGACAAGACAUUUUGGAUGCCCUCUACUGGACGGCAACCGAACCCAAGGAGAGGAAGCGAGCCCACAUUGGUGUUAUUCCUCAUUUCUUCAUGGCUGUAUUGUAUGUGUUUCUUCACGCCAUCCUUAUACUAGUGCAAGCGACAACUCUCAAUGUGGCAUUUAACUCUCACAACAAGUCGCUGCUCACCAUCAUGAUGUCCAACAACUUUGUUGAAAUAAAAGGAAGUGUUUUCAAGAAGUUUGAGAAAAACAAUCUCUUCCAGAUGUCAAACAGUGAUAUAAAAGAGCGAUUUACCAAUUACGUUCUCCUGCUGAUUGUGUGUCUGCGAAAUAUGGAGCAGUUCUCCUGGAACCCAGAUCACCUGUGGGUGCUGUUUCCCGAUGUGUGCAUGGUGAUCGCGUCUGAGAUUGCUGUUGAUGUCGUAAAACACGCCUUCAUAACCAAAUUUAAUGACAUCACUGCCGACGUGUAUAGUGAAUACAGAGCCAGCCUCGCCUUUGAACUUGUAAGCAGUCGCCAGAAAAAUGCUUACACCGACUACAGUGACUCUGUGUCCAGGAGAAUGGGAUUUAUUCCUCUCCCGUUAGCUGUGCUGCUCAUCAGGGUGGUGACCAGCUCGAUAAGGGUACAGGGAGUGUUGGCCUACACAUGCGUUGUCCUCUUCUAUUUUGGGCUUAUAACUUUAAAAGUCCUUAACAGCAUUGUUUUGCUUGGGAAAUCGUGUCAGUAUGUCAAGGAAGCAAAAAUGGAAGAGAAGUUGUUCCAGCAGCCUUUUACAAGCAUGCCUGGGAAGACACCCAAAAAAGCCAAAAGCAAAUCCAAAACUAAACAAGGGAUCCCUACAGAUGAAACGGCUAGUGCUUCCGUCACCAGUCAACCGAUGCGCCAAGCAAGUACAACACCGCUCCUUGUGGAAAGCAGCUCUGAUCAGUUCCUGACUACACCCGAUGGUGACGAGAAAGAAAUUACGCAAGAGAAUUCCGAACUCAAACACAGAUCUGCCAACAAGGAUCUGCUUGACAUAGACAGGUUCACCAUCUGCGGAAACAGAAUAGACUGAUGCGUUUUCGGGAUGCUUUGUGGUGCCACAGAGUGAUUGCUGAGAUUGACCCUCGGAUAUUUAUUUUCCCAUUUUAAGUUAUUUCUACACCGUAAACGUCCCUCGACAGAUAAAAUAGUCCCGGUGUUGCGUUCCAGCAGUCGUAACGUAUUCUAAAAUAGUGGAGAAUGGCAGGCUUCUACCGAAAGCUUUUUGAGCGUGCUAGCGAGGAUGAGUUGGAGCGAAUCCUUCAACGGGGGAGAGACUUUGCAGGUGAAUGCCGAAGUUAAUUUUUUCUUUUAUCCUGGAUGAUUUACAAAGAAGGAAGGGCACUUUAGGAAGAGGAAUUUUACAGAAUUUUACUUCUAAUGUGUGGACAGUCUC